Branchiostoma floridae (Florida lancelet) is the source of this 960-nucleotide messenger RNA. RefSeq names its product nuclear fragile X mental retardation-interacting protein 1-like. Gene Ontology annotation, molecular function: RNA binding. The transcript has 6 exons. Gene Ontology annotation, biological process: box C/D snoRNP assembly. The coding region runs from base 1 to 960 and encodes 319 amino acids. Lineage: Eukaryota; Metazoa; Chordata; Leptocardii; Amphioxiformes; Branchiostomatidae. Gene Ontology annotation, cellular component: nucleus. The record is from RefSeq and is a predicted model, not a curated record.
AUGCUUCUGUCCUUAUGGAAGAUCGACUUUUACUUGAACAAGAAAAUGCGAGGGCGGGGGAGAGGUAGGGGUAGAGGAAGAGGCAGGGGGAGGGGGUAUGGCCGAGGGGGGAGGGGAAGUUAUCAUCACCACCACCAGCAGAACUUUGACCAAUCCCCAAGCAGAAAAAGGGGAGGUCCAGAUGUGGAGCAUCAUGGGAGUCCUCAGAAGGUGGCAAGGCAUGAUGGGACUGAUGUCACACCUGAUACAAAGUUACAUGACCCGACAGCUGACCCCAUGGCAUAUCUGAUGGAUGAUGGGAGUUCUUCCGAUUCAGAGCCAGCAGAGGUGCCCUCCCACCCUGCCCAGAGUGCUGCCACCCCCCCUGCAGCAGUGGUAGUGCCCAGACAGGUGACAUCAGGACUGGGUAGCCUGGUGGCAGCCUAUGGAGGCAGCUCAGAGAGUGAGGAGGAGGAGGGGGAGAUCAGAGAUUCUCCUGUACCAAAGCUAAUGCAGCCAUCCCAACUAUCCACACAACAACCUGGGCAAGUUACAGCCCCGCAUACUGGCCGUGAAGAUAGACAAUGGAACCACCCAGAGGGAAGGAGAGGUGCACCAUGGGAAAGGGGCAGGGGCAGAGGUCGUGGCAGGGGGAGGGGUAGAGGUCAGGGUCGGGGUGGCGGCAGUGGGAGGGGUCAUGUGGCACCUGAUCAGCAACACCUGAGGAAGAGACGAUCAACACUGCUGGAAAUGCUGCUCGCUCCCGACAUCAGACAUGAGCGUAACGUGGUGUUACAGUGUGUGCGAUACGUCGUCAGGAACAAGUUCUUUGGGAUUGGAACUGCCAAACCUGGUCUUGUUACCUCACAAACUGAUGUCCCAACAGGAGAGGACUCUACAAAUCAAAUGAAGGAAUGCAAAACUGAUGCGGAGCCCAGUACCCCAGAGGAUAAACCAAUACAAAAGACUGCUGAUCUUUAA